CGAUGUUCAAAAAGUUUUCACUGACAUCCGAUGUCUCGGGGCAGACCCCCGUGAAGUCCUCGGUGCAGCGAUCUAUCAGAUCCAGCAUACUCUCUCACUGGAAGAUCGACGCAGAAACACUUGAGGAUAUAUGGCCUAAGAAGGAGCCAAUCGUGCACGUAAAAUGCAGAGAACACAUCUCGAUAUUUACCCUUCAUGGCGAGCCAUUGUUCUUUCAGCACUUCGACGGACCAUUUUACCCAACGCUUAGAUUGCUUCACAAAUAUCCUUUCGUCCUACCUCGGGUCCGUAUUGACCGCGGAGCUAUUCGUUUCCUCCUUAGCGGUGCACAUAUGAUGUGCCCUGGGAUGACCUCCGCAGGAGGCUACCUCCCUCCCGCGGAUGCCGCUCUUCCCCCCAACAGUCUCGUUGCCAUCGAGGCAGAGGGCAAGGAGCAUGCCGUAGGCAUCGGUAUCACGAAGAUGGGCACGGAGGAAAUGAAGAAGGUGAACAAGGGGGUGGGCGUAGAGUCUGUCACUUAUCUUGGGGAUGACCUCUGGUCCAUACAGAAGCUGUAAGGUGACGUCGGAUAAAGGAUGCUGUACUGAUACGUCGUGGAUCUCAAACAUAGUAGUCCGAAGGAUCCUUUUCUAGACCUCUAUCACAGUCAAAAAAGGGGAAUGUGAGUCACCCUUGUCGCUAAUUCGCUUCUGUUGUGGAAGUCAUCUCCGAGUCAAGGCCUGAUACAGAUGGUCAGAUACACCCGCUAUCGAUGACAAGUGUU
Molecule: messenger RNA, 763 nt
Organism: Heterobasidion irregulare TC 32-1
Lineage: Eukaryota; Fungi; Basidiomycota; Agaricomycetes; Russulales; Bondarzewiaceae
Exons: 4
Biological process (GO): formation of translation preinitiation complex
Molecular function (GO): RNA binding
Source: RefSeq, a predicted model, not a curated record